GCAUGCGCGGGAGCCCGGAUGUGGCUCAAUUGGCUGAAAACGAGCGGUACUACAGCGAUGGCGGCGCUCGGAACUGUAAAGGGUAGCAGCAAUUGGUUUUCGGCUUUGGCGCUCGGGGUGACGCUCCUCAAAUGCCUUCUCAUUCCCACCUACCAUUCUACAGAUUUUGAAGUACACCGAAACUGGCUUGCUAUCACUCACAGUUUGCCAUUAUCACAAUGGUAUUAUGAGGCAACCUCAGAAUGGACCUUGGAUUACCCACCUUUUUUUGCAUGGUUUGAAUACGUCCUGUCUCAUGUUGCCAAAUAUUUUGAUCAGGAGAUGCUUAAAGUCCACAAUCUGAACUACUUCAACUCAACGACCUUACUUUUCCAGAGAUUUUCUGUCAUCUUUACAGAUGUUCUCUUUGUGUAUGCUGUCCGUGAAUGCUGUAAAUGCAUUGAUGGAAGAAAAGCAAGUAAAGACCUUACAGAAAAGCCACAGUUCAUUCUGUCUGUGUUACUGCUGUGGAACUUUGGGUUGUUGAUUGUGGACCAUAUUCAUUUUCAGUACAAUGGAUUUUUAUCUGGAAUAAUGCUACUCUCCAUUGCACGGAUAUUUCAGAAAAGACAUAUAGAAGGAGCAUUUCUCUUUGCUGUUCUCCUACAUUUCAAGCACAUCUAUGUCUAUGUAGCUCCAGCUUAUGGUAUAUAUCUACUACGAUCUUACUGUUUUACUGCAAGCAAACCAGAUGGGUCUGUCCGAUGGAACAGUUUCAGCUUCAUUCGUGUUAUUUCCCUGGGACUGAUUGUUUUCCUAGUUUCUGCACUUUCAUUGGGUCCUUUCCUAGCUUUGAACCAGCUGCCUCAAGUCUUUUCCCGGCUCUUUCCUUUCAAGAGAGGCCUCUGCCAUGCAUACUGGGCUCCAAACUUCUGGGCUUUGUACAAUUCUGUGGACAAAGUACUAUCUGUCAUCGGUUUAGAACUGAAACUUCUUGAUCCUAACAAGAUUCCCAAGGCCUCAAUGACAAGUGGUUUGGUUCAGCAGUUUGAACACACAGUCCUUCCCUCAGUGACUCCCUGGGCAACAGUCAUCUGCACUCUGAUAGCCAUAUUGCCCUCUGUUUUCUGUCUCUGGUUUAAACCCCAAGGGCCCAGAGGGUUUCUCCGAUGUCUGAUUCUUUGUGCCUUGAGCUCCUUCAUGUUUGGGUGGCAUGUCCAUGAAAAAGCCAUUCUUCUCGCAAUUCUCCCAAUGAGCCUUUUGUCUGUGGAAAAAGCAGGAGAUGCUUCAGUCUUUCUGAUUUUGACCACAACGGGACAUUAUUCCCUCUUCCCUCUGCUCUUCACAACACCAGAACUUCCCAUUAAAAUCUUACUCAUGUUACUAUUCACCAUCUAUAGUAUUUCUUCACUGAUGACGCUAUUCAGAAAAGAAAGACCUCUUUUUAAUUGGAUGGAAACUUUCUACCUCCUUGGCCUGGGACCUUUGGAGGUCUGCUGUGAAUUUGUGUUCCCGCUCACCUCCUGGAAGCUGAAGUACCCCUUCAUCCCUUUGUUACUGACUUCAGGGUACUGUGCAGUGGGUGUCACAUAUGCUUGGUGCAGACUGUACGCUUCAAUGUUGACUGGCCCUCCUGUUGGCAAGACAAAGAAGCGAUGAAUAGAGGAGCUGCUUGGAUGUAGGCCAAGCAUUUAUUUCAUGGGAAAUUAAUCAGAAUUGCCGGUGGCGUGGGCCAUUCAUUUCAGCAGGUCUCUUUAGAGGAUCAUUCUUCCACACUUGGCCUUGCCCAGCCUAGCAACCUGAUUGUCACCAUGGUGAGAAGCCAUUUGCCCUUAAGCAGUAAAAUACAUCUAAAAAAAAUCUUGCCUUCCCUGUUACAGUUGUUUGAUACAUUCAGACUGCUCUGUUUACUGAAAGAAAAUAGGGAGUCUGAUUAACAGCAUAAUUAUCUAUGGCCUAUGCUGACUAUUGUGAGGAUAUAAAGCAUAAUUAGAUUCCUGAACUGAAGGAAAUAUAAUAAAUAAAAUGCCAUUUUGUAUUUCUGCAUGAAAUAUUUUUUGGUCUUCACCAGCUCGUACAUUUUCCUGUUGGCAUGCACACAGACAGAUGGUGUACUGUUC
Fukomys damarensis (Damara mole-rat) is the source of this 2099-nucleotide messenger RNA. RefSeq names its product ALG8 alpha-1,3-glucosyltransferase (gene Alg8). The coding region runs from base 19 to 1638 and encodes 539 amino acids. The transcript has 13 exons. Gene Ontology annotation, biological process: protein N-linked glycosylation. The record is from RefSeq and is a predicted model, not a curated record. Gene Ontology annotation, cellular component: endoplasmic reticulum membrane. Lineage: Eukaryota; Metazoa; Chordata; Mammalia; Rodentia; Bathyergidae. Gene Ontology annotation, molecular function: dolichyl pyrophosphate Glc1Man9GlcNAc2 alpha-1,3-glucosyltransferase activity.